AUGCGUGGCACGGACCACCCCCAUAGUAAAAGUUCCCCACCAGCACUUUCUGGCCACCUUAACUGUUGUGUGCCAUUUGACCGCCCAACUUUGGUCGCACCUCAGCCCCGGGGAAAUCACCCCGCCGCAACGGUGUUGCCUCUGCCUGCUCGAUCCCGACCCCUUACACGGGAAAGGUUGACGGGCCUAGGCCGCAUCGCUGCGGCGACCGAAGUCCGGGUGCCUUUUGGUGCCCGGCAUCGUUGGAGUCUGUGGAUCACUGGCCGCUGGCCAUACCCGAUACUCAGAUUCCUGGAGGGAGCCGCCCCGCGGAAUCCGCCGUUCGUCGGCGUGCCCGCGGGGUCCGGACCCUUCACCCGAGGACCAUAUGCCGCAGCCAGACAGCGCCCGCAAGGGCGGCCUGAACGGAACACCUGCGUGCGGACUGGUGCUGAGGGGGCUUAG
Messenger RNA from Penicillium brevicompactum, 444 nucleotides. RefSeq lists its product as uncharacterized. The coding region runs from base 1 to 444 and encodes 147 amino acids. NCBI's taxonomy places the organism in Eukaryota, Fungi, Ascomycota, Eurotiomycetes, Eurotiales, Aspergillaceae. The record is from RefSeq and is a predicted model, not a curated record. The transcript has 2 exons.